AUACAUGAUCCUGGCCACCAUCAUCGCCAACUGCAUUGUGUUGGCCCUCGAGCAGCACCUUCCGGAUGGGGACAAGACACCCAUGUCCGAGCGGCUGGACGACACUGAGCCCUACUUCAUCGGCAUCUUCUGCUUCGAGGCGGGCAUCAAGAUCGUUGCCCUGGGCUUCGUCUUCCACAAGGGCUCCUACCUGCGCAACGGCUGGAACGUCAUGGACUUCGUGGUGGUGCUCACGGGGAUCUUGGCCACGGCGGGCACCGACUUCGACCUGCGGACGCUGCGGGCUGUGCGUGUGCUGAGGCCCCUGAAGCUGGUGUCUGGGAUUCCGAGCCUGCAGGUGGUGCUCAAGUCCAUCAUGAAGGCCAUGGUCCCGCUGCUGCAGAUCGGGCUGCUUCUCUUCUUCGCCAUCCUCAUGUUUGCCAUCAUUGGCCUCGAGUUCUACAUGGGCAAGUUCCACAAGGCCUGUUUCCCCAACAGCACAGAUGCAGAGCCGGUGGGAGACUUCCCCUGUGGCAGGGAAGCCCCUGCCCGGGUGUGUGAGGGGGACACGGAGUGCCGCGAGUACUGGGCAGGGCCCAAUUUCGGCAUCACCAACUUCGACAACAUUCUGUUUGCUGUGCUGACCGUGUUCCAGUGCAUCACCAUGGAGGGCUGGACCGACAUUCUCUACCAUACCAAUGACGCGGCUGGCAACACCUGGAACUGGCUCUACUUCAUCCCCCUCAUCAUCAUCGGCUCCUUCUUCAUGCUCAACUUGGUUCUGGGUGUGCUCUCGGGGGAGUUUGCCAAGGAGCGGGAGCGUGUGGAGAACCGUCGUGCCUUCCUAAAGCUCCGCCGGCAGCAGCAAAUUGAGCGGGAGCUCAAUGGGUACCUGGAGUGGAUUUUCAAGGCCGAGGAGGUCAUGCUGGCCGAGGAGGACAAGAACGCAGAGGAGAAGUCCCCUUUGGAUGCAGUGCUGAAGCGGGCAGCCACCAAGAAGAGCCGCAACGACCUGAUCCAUGCAGAGGAGGGUGAGGACCGCUUCACAGACCUGGGUGCCAUUGGCUCCCCCUUUGCUCGUGCCAGCCUCAAGAGCGGGAAGAACGACAGCUCUUCGUAUUUCCGACGGAAGGAGAAGAUGUUCCGCUUCUUCAUCCGCCGCAUGGUGAAGGCGCAGAGCUUCUACUGGGCGGUGCUAUGUGUGGUGGCGCUCAACACCCUCUGCGUGGCCAUGGUGCACUACAACCAGCCACAGCAGCUCACAACUGCGCUGUACUUUGCAGAGUUUGUUUUCCUGGGUCUCUUCCUCACAGAGAUGUCUUUGAAGAUGUACGGCCUGGGGCCCAGAAGCUACUUCCGGUCUUCUUUCAACUGCUUCGACUUUGGGGUCAUUGUGGGGAGCAUUUUCGAAGUGGUCUGGGCAGCCAUCAAGCCGGGGACCUCCUUUGGGAUCAGCGUGCUGCGGGCGCUCCGGCUGCUGCGCAUUUUCAAGGUCACCAAGUACUGGAGCUCCCUGCGGAACCUGGUGGUGUCGCUGCUCAACUCCAUGAAGUCCAUCAUCAGCCUCCUCUUCCUGCUCUUCCUCUUCAUCGUGGUCUUUGCUCUGCUGGGGAUGCAGCUAUUUGGGGGCCAGUUCAACUUCCAGGAGGAGACUCCCACCACCAACUUCGACACCUUUCCUGCGGCUAUCCUCACCGUCUUCCAGAUCCUGACCGGAGAGGACUGGAACGCAGUGAUGUAUCACGGGAUCGAGUCGCAGGGCGGCGUCAGCAAGGGCAUGUUCUCGUCCUUUUACUUCAUCGUGCUGACGCUGUUCGGGAACUACACUCUGCUCAAUGUCUUCCUGGCCAUCGCCGUGGACAACCUUGCCAAUGCUCAGGAGCUGACGAAGGAUGAAGAGGAGAUGGAAGAAGCAGCCAAUCAGAAACUUGCUCUGCAAAAGGCCAAAGAAGUGGCUGACGUCAGCCCUAUGUCGGCAGCAAAUAUCUCCAUAGCAGCUUUUGUAAAGCAAACUCGAGGUACUGUAUCUCGCCGCUCGUCCGUCUCCAGCGUAAACUCACCCAGGCAGCAGAACUCAGCCAAGUCUCGGUCUGUUUGGGAGCAGCGGGCCAGCCAACUGCGGCUGCAGAACUUGCGGGCCAGCUGUGAAGCCCUGUACAGCGAAAUGGACCCUGAGGAGCGGCUGCGCUUUGCCACCACGCGCCACCUGCGUCCAGACAUGAAGACCCACCUGGACAGGCCCCUAGUGGUGGAGCCUGGCCGAGAGAGCCCUCGGGAGGGCCCCGAGCCUGCUGAGCCAGCUGGCCCAGUGUCUGGCCCACCUGCUGAGGGCCCAGACCCUCCCCGAAGACACCAUCGCCACCGUGACAAGGACAAAGGUCCAGCCCCCAUCUCAGUGGGAGCGGAGCAGGACAAGCCUGAGCCCCCUAAGGGCGAGAACGGGGAGCCAGGAGCCCGGGAGGAGCGGCCCCGGCCGCACCGCAGCCGCAGUAAGGAGCCCGCACCCCCACGGGAGGGCCGCAGCGAGCGACCUCGAGGCCCAGGGCCGGAAGGGGGCCGGCGCCACCAUCGGAGAGCCUCUCCCGAAGAGGCCGCUGAGAGGGAGCCCCGGCGCCACCAUACUCACCGCCACGCAACCGACCAGGUCCGGGAGGGCGCCGGCACCAAGGGCGACCGGCGGGCCAGGCACCGGGGAGGUGCGCGGGCCGGCCCCAGGGACGCAGAGAGCGCGGAGGAGCCCCCGAGACGGCACCGAGGUCGGCACAAGGCGCUGCCCAAGCUGGACUCCCAGGAGAAGGAGACUGCGGAGAAGGAGGGGGAGAACCCUGACGGAGACAAGGGGCUGCACAAUCCUCCACCCAAGGAGCUGCACUGUGAUGUGGAGACCGGCGGGGUGCUGGGGGCGGGCCCUGUGCACACACUGCCCAGCACCUGUCUCCAGAAGGUGGUGGAGCAGCCGGAAGAUGCCGACAACCAGCGGAACGUCACACGCAUGGGCAGCCAGCCCCCAGAGCCGGGCGCUGACGUGCUCAUCCCUGUGACACUGACAGCCCCUCCGGGGGAGACCACCGUCGCGCCCAGUGGAAACGUGGACUCGGAGAGCCCGGCCGAGGGGAAGAAGGAAGCGGAUGCUAACGGUGCUGCGAGGGGCGGCCCCAGACCGAUGGUCCCAUACAGCUCCAUGUUCUGCCUGAGCCCCGCCAACCUGCUCCGCCGCUGCUGCCAUUAUGUUGUGACCCUGCGGUACUUCGAGAUGGUCAUCCUUGUGGUCAUUGCCCUGAGCAGCAUCGCCCUGGCUGCCGAGGACCCUGUGCACACAGACUCCCCCAGGAACAACGUCCUGAAGUACAUGGACUACCUCUUCACUGGAGUCUUCACCUUCGAGAUGGUGAUCAAGAUGGUUGACCUGGGAUUGCUGUUGCACCCUGGGGCCUACUUCCGGGACCUGUGGAACAUCCUGGACUUCAUUGUGGUCAGUGGCGCCCUGGUGGCAUUUGCCUUCUCGAGCUUCAUGGGAGGAUCCAAAGGGAAAGACAUCAACACCAUCAAGUCCCUGCGAGUCCUGCGUGUCCUGAGACCCCUGAAGACCAUCAAAAGACUGCCAAAGCUCAAGGCCGUGUUUGACUGUGUGGUGAACUCCCUGAAGAACGUGCUCAACAUCCUGGUGGUGUACAUGCUCUUCAUGUUCAUCUUCGCUGUGAUCGCCGUGCAGCUCUUCAAGGGGAAGUUCUUCUACUGCACCGAUGAGUCCAAGGAGCUGGAGCGGGACUGCAGGGGUCAGUAUUUGGAUUAUGAAAAGGAAGAGGUGGAAGCCCAGCCACGGCAAUGGAAGAAAUAUGAGUUCCACUAUGACAAUGUGCUCUGGGCCCUGCUGACCCUGUUCACUGUGUCCACGGGAGAAGGGUGGCCCACGGUGCUGAAACACUCCGUAGAUGCCACCUAUGAGGAGCAGGGCCCCAGCCCCGGCUACCGCAUGGAGCUGUCCAUCUUCUAUGUGGUCUACUUUGUGGUCUUCCCCUUCUUCUUUGUCAACAUCUUUGUGGCCUUGAUCAUCAUCACCUUCCAGGAGCAGGGGGACAAAGUGAUGUCCGAGUGCAGCCUGGAGAAGAACGAGAGGGCCUGCAUCGACUUCGCCAUCAGUGCCAAGCCCCUGACGCGGUACAUGCCCCAGAACAAGCAGUCGUUCCAGUACAAGACGUGGACUUUUGUGGUGUCUCCGCCCUUCGAGUACUUCAUCAUGGCCAUGAUCGCCCUCAACACUGCCGUGCUGAUGAUGAAGUUCUACGCUGCGCCCUACGAGUAUGAGCUGAUGUUGAAGUGCCUGAACAUCGUGUUCACAUCCAUGUUCUCCAUGGAAUGCGUGCUGAAGAUCAUUGCCUUUGGUGUGUUGAACUACUUCAGGGAUGCCUGGAACGUCUUUGACUUUGUCACUGUGUUGGGAAGUAUUACCGAUAUUUUAGUAACAGAGAUUGCGAACAACUUCAUCAACCUCAGCUUCCUCCGCCUCUUCCGAGCUGCCCGCCUCAUCAAGCUGCUUCGCCAAGGCUACACCAUCCGCAUCCUGCUGUGGACCUUUGUGCAGUCUUUCAAGGCCCUGCCCUACGUGUGUCUGCUGAUCGCUAUGCUCUUCUUCAUCUACGCCAUCAUUGGCAUGCAGGUCUUUGGAAACAUCGCCCUGGAUGAUGAAACCAACAUCAACCGACACAAUAACUUCCGAACCUUUCUGCAGGCUCUGAUGCUACUGUUCAGGAGCGCCACAGGGGAAGCCUGGCACGAGAUCAUGCUGUCCUGUCUCAGCAACCGGACCUGUGACGAGCACGCCAAUGCCACCGAGUGUGGAAGUGACUUUGCCUACUUCUACUUCGUCUCCUUCAUCUUCCUGUGCUCCUUUCUGAUGUUGAACCUCUUUGUGGCUGUGAUCAUGGACAAUUUUGAGUACCUUACGCGGGACUCUUCCAUCCUAGGGCCCCACCACCUGGACGAGUUCAUCCGGGUCUGGGCUGAGUACGACCCGGCUGCCUGCGGGCGUAUCAGUUACAAUGACAUGUUUGAGAUGCUGAAGCACAUGUCCCCACCUCUGGGCCUGGGGAAGAAAUGUCCCGCCCGCGUUGCGUAUAAGCGCCUGGUACGCAUGAACAUGCCCAUCUCCAACGAGGACAUGACGGUCCACUUCACAUCCACCCUGAUGGCCCUCAUCCGGACGGCGCUGGAGAUCAAGCUGGCUCCAGCUGGGACAAAGCAGCAGCAGUGUGACGCAGAGCUGAGAAAGGAGAUUGCCUCUGUGUGGGCCACCCUGCCCCAGAAGACCUUGGACCUGCUGGUGCCCCCCCAUAAACCCGAUGAGAUGACAGUGGGGAAAGUCUACGCAGCUCUGAUGAUAUUUGACUUCUACAAACAGAACAAAACCACCAGAGACCAGAUUCACCAAGCCCCUGGAGGCCUGUCCCAGAUGGGCCCUGUGUCCCUGUUCCACCCUCUGAAGGCCACCCUGGAGCAGACACAGCCAGCUGUGCUCCGAGGGGCCAGAGUUUUCCUCCGGCAGAAGAGCUCCACCUCCCUCAGCAACGGAGGAGCUGUACAGACACAAGGGAGUGGCCUCAAGGAGUCAGUCUCCUGGGGCACUCAUCGGACCCAGGGGCUGCCCUCUGAGGCUCGGACACCUCUGGAGCGGGGCCACUCGGCAGAGAUUACUGUGGCAGAGCCUGGAAAAUUGGCUAUGGAUGUCCAGAUGCAGGACAUGGCCUUGAGUGGCCCUGCCAGGGAGCCCCAGCUUGGGCUGGAGAGUCAGGGCCGAGCAGCAUCCAUGCCCCGCCUUGCAGCCGAGACACAGCCUGCUGGCUCUCCCCUGCCCUGCCUGCAGCCUGCCCCAGAAUCCAGCCCCAUGAAGCGCUCCAUCUCCACCCUGGCCCCCCAGCGUCCCCCCGGAGCCCCACUCUGCAAAGCCAGCCUAGACCGAGCCCCAGCCAACUCACGGCCGCCCCGCCGCCGCCUUCAGCCCCGGGAUCCGGCCACUGGGGGCCGCCGUGGCGGAGGAUGGGUCCCCAUGCGGCACGUGGAGGGCGGGAGCCGGGGAGAGGAGCCCGAAGAUGCAGACUCGGAAGGAGAGGAGGAGGGGCACGAGGAGGAAGAGGCGCUGCUGGGCAGAGGGGCCCUGCUGCCG
Molecule: messenger RNA, 6139 nt
Organism: Echinops telfairi (small Madagascar hedgehog)
Lineage: Eukaryota; Metazoa; Chordata; Mammalia; Afrosoricida; Tenrecidae
Gene: CACNA1B
Product: calcium voltage-gated channel subunit alpha1 B
Exons: 46
Biological process (GO): chemical synaptic transmission; calcium ion import across plasma membrane
Cellular component (GO): membrane; voltage-gated calcium channel complex; neuronal cell body
Molecular function (GO): high voltage-gated calcium channel activity; calcium ion binding
Source: RefSeq, a predicted model, not a curated record